Molecule: messenger RNA, 591 nt
Organism: Malassezia globosa CBS 7966
Lineage: Eukaryota; Fungi; Basidiomycota; Malasseziomycetes; Malasseziales; Malasseziaceae
Exons: 1
Coding region: 1-591 (196 amino acids)
Biological process (GO): mitochondrial translation
Cellular component (GO): ribosome; mitochondrial large ribosomal subunit
Molecular function (GO): RNA binding; structural constituent of ribosome
Source: RefSeq, a predicted model, not a curated record
AUGAAACGCGAGCUGCACGAAGAUUCGAGCCUGAACCUAGGUAUUUUCCGUACGCAAGCAAUUCGCCCCGGAAAUGUGCUUCCAUUGCGCAUGAUUCCCAUCGGCACAACCAUCCACGCUAUCUCGCUCCUGCCGCUAGGGCCAGCCAAGCUUGUGCGUGCUGCGGGUACAUUUGGCCAGCUCGUGACGUUCUCAUCUCUCCGCAAGAAUGUCGACCUGGGCGAAUCAGAAGAUCUGACGCGUCAUACGCAUGCCCAAGUGCGUCUUUCUAGCGGCGAAGUGCGUCUCGUGCCAAUCGACUGCUGCGCGACAAUUGGCGCUGUGAGCAACAAGGACCAUCAACAUAUACGCCUCGGCAAGGCUGGACGCAGUCGCUGGCUCGGCAGGCGGCCCAAGGUCCGUGGUGUGGCGAUGAAUCCUUGCGACCACCCUCAUGGUGGUGGCCGUGGCAAGUCCAAGUCGAACAAGGCACCACGUUCCAUUUAUGGAUUCCCACUCAAGUUCCAGCGCACUCGCCGCCCUGGUACACGUGGUGGCAACCGUAUGGUGGUUCGUGCACGUCCGCGUCGCAACGGCAAGCGGACUGGCUAA